CAGGCGGCGCUAAAGUGUCUAGCAUCUUGCCGACGAUAGCCGAUUAAAUUUCACAUAUACCAUAACACGGAGGCAAAUAGCCAGUAAAAGUUGACCGGAACGUCAGUUUUUAUUACAUUUGACACAGUUGUUUGUUUAAUUUUUCACGUUCUGAUGCUUUCCCGUCGACGACAAGCGUCGUUUCUCCUAGUUAAAUGUAACUUUUAGCGCCAACGUGCGUCCCCUGGCCCUUGUUAGCCGUUAGCCACUAGCAUCACACGCCUCCGGCAAGAGCGAGAUGAGGAUUAAUUUGACCGAAAACACCGGCCUUAGACCGGACGAGGCUCUGAUGGUGGAGAACGCCAUUCGGCUGGCCAUCGACUCGGUGCUCAACGUCCUGUGCGGCGUCAACAGCGGCCGCUGUCGCGAGUACCAGCAGAUGGUGGCCGACAGGGACAAAGAGAUCCACAGGCUACAGCGGGAGAUGAGCGCCCUACGCCGGCGGGGAUGCGCUUCGUGCGGGCAGCUCAACCGGGGCACACCGGAGCGCUCGCCCGGUUCCGGAAACGCUGAGAGGGACGCCGAGCAGCAGCAGCCACCGCAAUGUGAACUUGGUUACUCCUUGAGCCUGUUUGACGGCCCGCCAUCUCACGCCCCCGUGCCGACUCUACCCUCGCUGCCAUGCAGCCAAGCGGACGCGUCCGCCGCAUCGGGGACAGGCGUCGCCGUCAAAGAUGAGCCGUGCAACGUGGACGCCGUCCUCGUCAAAUGGGAGCCCAGUGAGGGGAGCUCACGGGAAAGGCAGAACCAACCUAGCGGACCGUGUUGGGACGCCGAACUGGAGUUGAGAGAAGUGAUGACCUGCGAAGAAGCGGACAAGCUGCCCAACAACACCGAAGCCGAGCGACUCAGGAGCAAGAAAAAGCGCGUCCCCACGGCAGAUCUGGCCGAUGAAGCCCAGCAGCAGAAGCGAGCGGCGUGGCGGGCCGCCUCCCGUCGCUACUACGCCCGCAAGGUGGCCCGCCAAAUGGCCGGCUUUCACCACCAGCCUCCCUCCCGCUACCCCUCGCCGCGCUACGAUGGCGCUAGGAGGCGGAGGCCCGCGGGCGCCUCACCUCCCGACACGCGGCCGUGGUCGGCCCCCUCCAGGAAGUUCUAUCACACCAGGAAGACGACGAAUCAGAACCAGUACCGCGAGCCCGAGCUGGAGCCGACGGGUGACGACGGAGGAGGGCUGGAAGAAUUUUUGUAGUUGAUGAGUUGACCUUAAAAACAUUGAGGCUAAUUGUUCACUCAUUUUGUACGAAAGAAUCGCUACGUUUAAUUCAUCGUUUUGCACCAGGGGCUCUCAAAUGCAAUUUAUCCAGAGCUCACUUGGGAUGAUUGUGAGCCACAUCAAGUGUUCCAUAAAAAAAAAAGUUUCAAGUUUCAGGGGGGAAAAAACAGUACUCCAAUGGCGUACCGCAAGCAACACGUCACUUCCGCUCAUUAAUAUUCAUUACAUUAGCUACCGUUGCUAACCAAGGACAAGCCAUCGUUUGUCCCUAAUAGGAAAUGAAUGGAAAUCGUGUACGAAGGAGACGUUCACAGCGGUAAACCUACCAAUUCUCUCCGAAAAUGAUGUGCCUGGUGCCAAGUUGACUGGCAUAGAUGUGGAAGGACAUAAAAAUAUUCAGUUAAAGAGAUGGCUUUAGUGUCGAAGGCUGAAAAAGACAAAAAAAAAAAAAAAAAAAAACGAGCCGACAUAGCUUUAGCUUUUUUAUCGACGAGACUGACAAUGACAUUCUCCCGUUUCAACAAGCUAUCCUUUACCAUCAGCCCUGUCUUUCUUACAUAUCCUCUGGUUGUCCUACGUCUCUUACCGUUCUUGGGGGUAAUUUAGUUAGCUUUGUGUAGCGAUCGCAAAUGCUACUCAGUGACAGCCAAUGAACACUUGUAAUUUUUUCAUUGAUAACACAUCUUAAUCCUAUAAUUUAUUUACACUCCCCCCUUACUAAAGUUGUUUUUUAAUAUAUAUAAAUAACAGAAACGGUAACAGUGGCAGUCAGAUACCAUUAUAAUUCUUUUCAGGUCAUUCAUUGUCAGACAGAAGCAGUACGGCACAACGUUACGCUAAAAAAAUAAAGGAAAAAUAUAAAAAUGGCUUACCUCUUUGUCCUCUGAAAGACCAUGCAUACCCAACAUAAUGUUUACUGCAUAUGAAACGUGAAUGGAUUCGCUGAGCUGGUGUUAAAGUCUACGCAAGUUGAUUCGGUUUUCACAUUUUUUCCUCCCGAGUUUUUGGUUUCCGGGAACGUAUGAAGAAAACAUCCUUCAUGGUCGUAAUGUUUAGAGUCGUUUCUACAAGUUCCAAAAA
Corythoichthys intestinalis (scribbled pipefish) is the source of this 2335-nucleotide messenger RNA. RefSeq lists its product as uncharacterized. The record is from RefSeq and is a predicted model, not a curated record. The transcript has 4 exons. Bases 278 to 1231 code for a protein of 317 amino acids. Lineage: Eukaryota; Metazoa; Chordata; Actinopteri; Syngnathiformes; Syngnathidae.